Molecule: messenger RNA, 747 nt
Organism: Rosa rugosa (rugosa rose)
Lineage: Eukaryota; Viridiplantae; Streptophyta; Magnoliopsida; Rosales; Rosaceae
Product: lysine--tRNA ligase-like
Exons: 2
Coding region: 1-747 (248 amino acids)
Biological process (GO): lysyl-tRNA aminoacylation
Cellular component (GO): cytoplasm; cytosol
Molecular function (GO): lysine-tRNA ligase activity; tRNA binding; ATP binding
Source: RefSeq, a predicted model, not a curated record
AUGAUUGCUGGUGGUGCAGCUGCCCGUCCGUUUGUCACUUAUCAUAAUGAUCUUAACAUGAAGCUUUUCAUGCGGAUUGCACCCGAACUCUAUCCCAAGCAGCUAGUUGUUGGUGGACUGGACCGUGUAUAUGAGAUUGGAAAGCAAUUCAGAAAUGAGGGUAUUGAUUUGACACAUAAUCCUGAGUUCACCACAUGUGAACUUUACAUGGCCUAUGCUGAUUACAAUGACUUGAUGACGAUGCAUGACCGAGGAAAUGUUGAGUGGGAUGGUCAAGGAAAUUACCGGAGGGUACAAACUCGUUUGUUGGACAAGCUUGUGGGCCACUUUUUAGAGGAGACGUGUGUAAAUCCAGCUUUCAUAAUCAACCAUCCUGAGAUAAUGAGUCCGUUAGCCAAGUGGCAUAGAUCAAAGCCUGGCCUGACUGAACGGUUGGAGUUGUUUAUCAAUAAACAUGAAGUUUGCAAUGCAUACACUGAAUUGAAUGAUCCUGUAGUACAACGCCAACGGUUUGCUGGUCAGCUCAAGGAUCGACAGUCGGGUGAUGAUGAAGCAAUGGCUCUGGAUGAAACAUUUUGUACUGCUCUCGAGUAUGGGUUACCUCCUACUGGUGGCUGGGGUUUGGGUGUUGACCGCCUAUGUAUGUUGUUAACUGACUCACAGAAUAUUAAAGAAGUGCUUCUCUUCCCAGCCAUGAAACCACAAGAUGAUCAACCUCCUGCAAAACCAACAACUGCAGGUGCUUAG